CAGUACCAUUGCAUCGUCUUUGAUUUUAGGACGUUCACUGACUAGAAAAUAGACCGCCAUUGGACGAAAUGCUCCGGUAUAAGCGCUUUCUUUGUUCUUGUGUUUUAUUAUUGAGUGUUAUUGGUGCCACGCAGGGAUGUUCUACGUUCAGAGUAAUUACGAAGACACGCUCAAUAGUUCCUUUCUAUACCUUUGCUGGAAUAAGACCAAGACUUUUUACCUACAACUCAUUUGAAAGAGUUUGCUGCGAGGGAUAUAAACGAAACUUCAACGCAAAAUAUCCUUACCAAGAUUCCUGCGUACCACACUGUGACAAUUGCACAAACGGUGAAUGCAAGGAACCGCAGCGCUGUGAGUGUGCACCAGGCUACGCCAAUACCAAAUCAAAAGGGGAAUGUGAUCCAGUCUGCGGUUUGCCCUUUUUUUCGAAUUGCUUCAAUGGCACUUGUACAGCCCCCGGUACAUGCACAUGUCUCCCUGGAUAUCAGCCCAGAAACGAAACAAAGUCCGUUUGCGUACCUAUUUGUAGUCAAGGCUGCCCACAAGGAACCCACUGCAUUGAUCCAGAUGUUUGCUCAUGCCCAAAAGGAUAUAAAACCAUAAAUGGAACUUGUUCGCCUUCGUGCAAGGAGGAGUGUCAGAAUGGACAUUGCAGUGGGCCUGAUGUGUGUACUUGUCACGAAGGAUAUACGUUACGUAGCGGCAGUAACACCAUAUGUGAUCCGAUCUGUGAAAGCCCCUGCUAUCAUGGUACCUGUGUUGCGCCUGGGAAGUGUGAAUGUCAGGAAGGCUAUCAUCAUAUCGCGAAUUUUUCUUCAUUACCGUGCAUACCGACUUGUGAGCCUGAGUGUUUCAACGGGGUAUGUAUUGAACCGGGCAAAUGCUUCUGUGAUAAAGGCUUUGUUUUCAAAGAAAACAGUACCGUAGCCUGCGAGCCAGCUUGCCAUCUUGGAUGCGAAAACGGGUUUUGUUCAGAUGCUUCGACAUGUGAGUGCCACAUAGGAUAUGUCAAAACCGAACCCCAUCGGUGUGAGCCAGUUUGCGAAAAGGAAUGCAUCAAUAGUAAAUGCACGGGGCCAAACGUAUGCACUUGCCUCGAGGGCUACCAAAUGAACCAAACACAUUCUGAUUCCAGUCGCUUCCAUUGCGACCCUAUUUGCACCCUUUCCUGUCAAAAUGGUCAUUGCAGUGGCCCAGAAACAUGCACUUGCAAUCCUGGCUACCGGAAAAUUGGAAAGUAUCAAUGUGCACCCAUAUGUGAUUCCGGAUGUACAAAUGCGGAUUGUGUUGCACCAAACAAAUGUCAAUGUUGGACGAACUAUAAACCUGAUCCUACCGACAAAACUAAGUGUAGCCCACAUUGCGAUGACUGCGCAAACGGGGUGUGCAUUUUACCAAAACUUUGCGUAUGCAAUAAAGGAUAUAUGAUGCAUCGUUCAUCAAAGCCAUUUUGUCAGCCCUUUUGCACGCCAAGCUGUAAAAAUGCACGGUGCGUGCCCGGACCGGUUUGCGAAUGCCUUCCAGGAUAUCAGUUCGCACCAAAUAGCACCAGUGAUUGUGAGCCUGUUUGCGAUCCACCAUGUAAAAAUGGCAAAUGCGUCGGUCCGAAUGACUGCCUUUGUGACGAGGGUUUCGACAACGAACCCUCAGAUAUGACUAACUGCAAACCAGUUUGCUCACCUUACUGCGAUAAUGGCGAAUGCACUGCUCCCGGAGUCUGCACGUGCCUAAAGGGUUAUAAGAAAGAUGUCAAUGAUUCAAAUAUUUGCAUCCCAGCUUGUACGGAAACUUGCAUUAAUGCUUUUUGCUCAGCUCCAGAUACCUGCACAUGUGUGGAAGACUACCUGUUCAAGGAAGGUAGCACGGUAGAGUGCACUCCAGUAUGUAACCCCAAGUGCAUUAACGCUGACUGUAUAGCACCGAACGAUUGCCAGUGUUUCGACGGAUUCGAAAGGGUAGAAGGGCCAUCCGGAAACUAUACUUGCAGUCAGAAAUGUGCAGUUACGUGUGGUAAUGGUACUUGCAUUCCACCCUUGAGCUGUGACUGCCACGAGGGAUAUUAUUUCGAUAAUAGUUCGUCGACGUGUAUCCUGCAUGAAAGCAAUGCAACUGCAAUGAAGCAAGGAAGAAGCAGGACAACCACGGUAAUAGUUUGCACUUCAGUGUUAUUGUUUGCUCUACUGUGUGGGGUUACCUACUUAUUUUCGCAAGAGCGGUUCAGAAAGAAAUGGUCAUUAAGACGGUUGAGCCCAGGGAAUGGUUCAGAAGUUUACCAAAACUUAGUCUUUGAAGAUAAUUAAGGUGAUAUAUUAUUUCUUGUUAAAUUGUUCCUAUCAGUACCAUAUAAAUAAAUUAAAGACAAACGG
This is a messenger RNA of Hermetia illucens (black soldier fly), 2366 nucleotides long. RefSeq names its product von Willebrand factor D and EGF domain-containing protein-like. The transcript has 5 exons. The record is from RefSeq and is a predicted model, not a curated record. Bases 69 to 2300 code for a protein of 743 amino acids. Lineage: Eukaryota; Metazoa; Arthropoda; Insecta; Diptera; Stratiomyidae.